CAGAGGAAACAAAGUUAACAGUCACAUGACAAGGUGAUACUUUGCUUUAACCAGAAAAGUUUUCACUUUAAUCUUUCACCAGACAGAAAACUCAUAAACAUGAAAUUCAUUUUUGAUUUUAUUUAAUAAUCAGAUAAAAUGAGUUAGACCAUAUAAACGGGUGCUGUUAAUUUUUUUGGAUUGGUUCACUUUAUUUUUAUAAAAAAAUUCUAUAUGUUUUUCUUUUUACUGACAGGUUUACAAAAUCUACAUAAAAAAGACAAUAUCCACUUUGUACUGAACCAACAAUUUUUGGAACCCGAGUAUGCGCACUGCGCAGUACACGGAAGUAAAGCUAAGCCACGCCCACUCCCCCCUCGCACACCAUCAUGGAGGUUUUUUUUAAACAACUAAACGUGUAAGAAAAUUAAUAUUUAUGAAGUCAACAAUAAGGCCAGGCAUCAAAACGUCGGCCGUUUUGUCAGCUGAGUUUAUCAGAACAGGAAGUCCCGGAUUAUGAUUUGGGUUUAGAGAAGAAAGCUGAUGGAUAUUAUUAUUUACUGACUCAGCAACAAAUCAUCUCAGCCCCCGAUGCGUGCACCUGAGAGCAGCUUUGGACACCACGUCAGGACAGGACCUGCUCUGAAAAUGGACCAGGCUCUGCUCACGUUUCACAACCAGCUGAACGAAGAGGUGCAGGUUUUCUACACAACAGAUUUCUGCUACAAGUGUGUGUACCAGCACCUGGUUUCUGUGAAACCCGACAACAACAACUCAUCUGCAACAAUCAGCACCAGAUUCACUCUGACCCUGCAGGUGCAGAUCCAGACCCGGAACCACACUCUGUGCAGGUGGAGUCAGACCUACGAGGAAUCGGGUCACUACUCUGUUUGGAUCCAGGUGGUUUACACUGAUGCAGUCUGCAGUUUCUCUCUGGAUAAAAGUCCAAACAAUGCACAUCUGCCUCUUCUGGUGGUUGCGUUCCUCUUGGCCAUUACAGCUCUCUUAUUUGUGGUGGUGCCGUACGUCUACAGGAGGCAUUGUACAAAGUGCAAGAAAGCCAUUUGCUGCCAAGAUCCCCUGGACUGUGUGCAGAAUGUCGAUGGUGAAGCUGCAGAUCAACCCGUCACCAAAACGUCACGUCUGCUGUCUCUGGACACUUUCCGAGGGAUUGUCUUCAUCAUGGGGACUUCGGUGGUCCUGGCUUUCAGCUCCAUGCAGAGGAGAGGAGUCAGCCGCCUGCAGCUGCUGCGGAAACUCUCCUGGAGGACGGUGGUCCUGAUGAUGCUGGGCUUCUGUUUCGUCAACUACUCUCCAAGAGACGGACCGUUGUCCUGGUCCUGGCUGCGGAUCCCCGGAGUGCUGCAGCGCCUGGGCUUCACCUACUUUCUUCUGUCUCUCCUGCAGACUUUCUGGGGCCGGACAGAAAGCCCAGAGAGAGAGCAUCACUGGAGGACGUCUGCGCAGGACGUCUUCCUGUUCUGGCCACAGUGGCUGGUCAUCAUUCUGCUGGAGACCAUGUGGCUCUGCAUCACUUUCCUCAUGCCGGUACCAAACUGCCCCACGGGUUAUUUAGGAGCUGGUGGAAUCAGUGACGAUGGUCGUUACCCAAACUGCACCGGGGGCGCAGCGGGGUUCAUCGACAGAUGGAUGUUUGGAGAUAACAUGUACAGAUAUCCAACUUGCAAAGAAAUGUAUAAAACCGUUCAGCCCUUUGACCCAGAGGGGGUUCUGGGGACGAUAAAUUCAGUUGUGAUGGGAUUUCUUGGGAUGCAGGCGGGAAAAAUCAUUGUUUUCUACAAAAGAAGGAACGUUCACAUCCUGGGCCGGUACCUGGUCUGGGCCGCCCUUCUGGGAAUCUCCGCGGCCGUCCUCUGUAAGUGCACGCGAGACGGAGGAUUUAUUCCUGUCAAUAAAAACCUUUGGUCGUUGUCCUACGUGUUGUGUAUGGGUUGCUUCUCCUUCCUGCUGCUYGGAGGCAUGUACUUCAUCAUCGAUGUGAAGGGCUGGUGGAGUGGACAGCCCUUCAUUAAUCCAGGAAUGAACUCCAUCCUGGUUUACGUCGGCCACUCCCUCCUCGGGUUCUACUUCCCCUUCAGCUGGGAAAUCCGCUUCCAGGAAAGUCACUGGGAACUUCUGCUGCAGAACCUGUGGGGCACCACCCUGUGGGUGCUCAUCGCCUACCUGCUGUACAGGAAGAGGUUCUUCCUCAAAAUAUAAUCUGGAUUACYCUUCAUGCUUUUUACUCUGAGACUACUAACCCUUAAUACUGAAUACAAACAGCCACAAUAAGGUACAUAAGAUAUCCUGACGUGUGAAUUUUAUCAUAUUCUCUCAGUUUAUUUGUUUAAAUGAAGGAAAAUUUACUUUCAGGUAGCAAUAAAUAACGUUAGGUACGGAUUACUUACCUGAUUUACCUCAUAAAUAAGUAUGUACUAGCUCUGUAAUUAAUAUGUAUGCACUAAUUGCCUGGCACAUAUCUGCAAAGUACUAAGUACCUAGUACAGGGUUUCCCCUAGGAUUUUUUUUAAUCGAGGUGGCGGUGGGCUGUCUUUUUUAUUUUUUUGGGGAGUGGG
Molecule: messenger RNA, 2555 nt
Organism: Austrofundulus limnaeus
Lineage: Eukaryota; Metazoa; Chordata; Actinopteri; Cyprinodontiformes; Rivulidae
Product: heparan-alpha-glucosaminide N-acetyltransferase
Source: RefSeq, a predicted model, not a curated record